Molecule: messenger RNA, 883 nt
Organism: Telopea speciosissima
Lineage: Eukaryota; Viridiplantae; Streptophyta; Magnoliopsida; Proteales; Proteaceae
Exons: 3
Coding region: 18-875 (285 amino acids)
Source: RefSeq, a predicted model, not a curated record
UCUUCUGGGAAAAAAAAAUGGGUAAGUUUCAAGAAGAGAAGGCUCUUGCAGGUGAUCGUUGCCUCAGUAGCCUUGAAGAGCAGAUUUCGGUGUUUUACGGUGAAGAUUCCGGUGACUUUGAUCGGCCUGUCGUAGACGAUUUCGGUGAUUAUGAAUCCAAUGGCAGUGGAGAUCAUGAUUCCACCGAGCGGACCCUGUUCUGGGAAUCCAAACAGGACCUGCUUCUGGAAAUUCUAGAGUAUAGUAGCUCAACAGGAUCAAAACUACGUGAAGAAGUUAAAAAAGCAUUGCAAAGGGCAAGAGAGAGAGAAUUGUGUAAAUGCAGCAACCCUAGCUUUAAUGGCUGUCCUAAAUGCUUCCGGCAAGCGGUCGUCGAUCAUCUUUCCGAUAAGGGACUCAAUGCAGCACUCUGCAAAUCCAAAUGGAAGUCUAAUUCAAAGAUCCAUGGAGGAACACAUGAGUACAUAGAUGUAAUUUUUAGCAGCAGCAGCAGCUUAGGACAUAAGAAGGAAUCCAGGUACUUAAUUGAAUUGGAUUUCCGGGCUGAAUUCGAGAUGGGAAAAGCUUGUGAUGAAUACAGGAAUUUGGUAAAUCAAUUGCCCGAAUUUUUCGUUGGUAAACUGGAAAAAUUAAAUGCGAUUUUACGUGUUGUAUGCGAUGCGGCGAAGAGAUCUGUGAGCGAAAUGAAAAUUCAUAUGGGACCAUGGAGAAAGAAAAGAUUUAUGCAGAUGAAAUGGUCAGCUCCUUAUCAAAGAUGUUCUUCUUCCAAGAAACAAUCCUCUAUUGAUUCUUCUGUAUUGUCAAGGCAGGUUCAUAUGUCCAUUCCCAAAUAUUGCCUACAGUUUGCUGCACCUACAGCAUUAGAAGUCACCUGAAAUCUUAC